Messenger RNA from Fonsecaea monophora, 1470 nucleotides. RefSeq lists its product as hypothetical. The record is from RefSeq and is a predicted model, not a curated record. Gene Ontology annotation, molecular function: ATPase-coupled transmembrane transporter activity; ATP hydrolysis activity; ATP binding. Gene Ontology annotation, biological process: transmembrane transport. Bases 1 to 1470 code for a protein of 489 amino acids. The transcript is spliced from 7 exons. NCBI's taxonomy places the organism in Eukaryota, Fungi, Ascomycota, Eurotiomycetes, Chaetothyriales, Herpotrichiellaceae. Gene Ontology annotation, cellular component: membrane.
AUGAAGGUGCGCAUCGUCUACGCCAUCAUCAUACUCGGAUUGGAGACGCUCCUGUCGCUGUGCGUGCCGUACGUGCAGGGCGCCUUUGCCCAGAGCGUCGUGCAGGCGUAUACGGCCCAACACCUCGGCCCCGUGUGGAAGCCGCUGGCGCUGGUCGUGGUUGUCCAGUUCGCCAACUCGAGUAGCGGACUGUUGGCCGUGCGCGCGUUGUUGUGGGCCAAGUUCAAGCUCGGCCGCAAAGCCAAAGUGUGCAAGCUCGUCUACGAGCAUCUCAUGAAACACGAGGUCGCCUUCCAUAACUCGACGGACCCGACUGACAUCAGCACACGGUCAUUGAAAAAAGCAACCAGUGCGACCGUCUUGUCGCUGUACGGGCCGCAAGUCUCGUUCGUGCUGGGCGCGGUCUCGGCCGUCGACCUACUCCUCGUGCUCUGGGUUAACCGUACCCGGACGGUGACCGUCGACCGAGGCUCGAAUCUCUUGCCGUCGUUUGGCGCCUUCGCAGCCACCACCCUCGUCAUCGUGCGUGGCCUGCAGACUGGAGACCACACGGUCGCGCCCGUCGUGGCGUUCGGCGGGUACAUGGCUCUGGCUAAGGCCCCGAUGUGGCACCUCACGCGGAUCCGCGAGCAUAUCACGGAAGAUCUGAGGAAGUACGGGCCCAAGAACCUUAACCUUGACGUGGGUGGCGGCACCAUCGAAUUCAAAAACGUCACCUUUGGCUAUCCCUCCGCGGCCAAUGGCCCGGGCAAUAAAGCGAUCCUCAAAGACCUUUCUCUCGUCGUCGACAGCGGCCAGACAACCGCCCACGUCGGUCCGUCAGGCUGCGGCAAGUCGACCAUUAUCAACCUCGUGAAGUGGUCGUACGAUCCCGACAAGGGCACCCUCCACAUCGACGGCCAGGACAUCAAGGAGCUGCAAAAGGGGGAGCUGUCCAAGCACAUCUCCGUCAUGGCUCAGACGCGGUACCUCUUCAACCACACUUUCUCGCACAAUAUCAAGUACGGCCGGCCCGAUGCCACGGAGACAGAGCUACACGAUGCUGCAGACCGCGCCGGCAUUCACGACACGGUCAACACUCUCCCGGAAACGUACGAGGGUAUCGUCGGCGAGGGUGGCGGCUACCUCUCCGGCGGCGAAAAACAACGAGUUGCGCUGGCCCGGACACUUCUCCACGAUGCGCCCGUCCUCAUCUUCGACGAGGCCACCAGUGCAUUGGACGCCGACACGGAAGCUCACGUCAAGGAGAGCAUCAAGAGCAACAAGACGACCGUUGCCAUCGCACACCGCCUCUCAACCAUCAUGGGCGCCGACACGAUCGUCGUGAUGAAAACAGGUGAGGACGGGUGCGGCGAGGUUGCCGAGAAGGGAACACAUCGCCAGCUCAUCCAGCGUAAUGCCAUUUACGCGGGAUUGUGGAGGAAUCAGACUGGGGAGGACAAGGCGGACAUGGCCAAAGGCGGGAAGUGA